AUGGGUGGUGUGGGUCUCCCUUCAUCCCUCACGUCUCCCUUUUCCGAUGCCCUAGGCGUCUGUGGCACUGGGCCCCUGAGUUCUGGAGGUGCGGAUUCCAGAGCCCAUGUCUCUCUGAAGAGGGUCCAAGGAGACUUCGUGUUGUUCCACGUGACUCGGGAGCUGGUAGGAGACACAGAAGCUCAGCUGGAGCAGAUGGUGUGGGGCUUUGGCCCUGAUACCAACUACACAGUCCUGCUGCAAGUGGUCAGGGGUGGGGACCUGCCAACUUUGAUCAGCCUCCAGGACAAGUACAGGCACAGGGUCCAUGCGCCCAAUAUGACAUCCCUGCUCAUUGUGAACCUGACCUGUGAGGACAGUGGGCAGUACCGGGCUCGAGGCAGCUUUACUGAUGGAAGGGGAUUUACCCAGGUGUUCCAGCUCACUGUCUAUGAGCCGGUGCCCCUCCCCCAGAUCCUGCCCAAGUCACUGUCUGUCACAGCAGACUGGUGCAACGUCACCCUGGAGUGCACAGCCGUGGGGGCCUCAGAGGACCUGAAUGUGACCUGGUGGCACAGUGACCUCCCCAGGAAGUGGCAGCAGGCAGGGACCCUGGGACCAGUCCCCAGCAUCUGGCCCCUGGCUGUGCGCCUGCCCCUGGACCAGGCCAACACCAGCCUCACCUGCAACGCCAGCAACCAGGUGGACCUGAAAUCUGCCACCACCACGCUGGGGGACGUCUGUGCCCAUCAUACACAGGGACAGCCCACUCGUCACCACCUGCUAGGCAUUGUAGUUGCUGUCCCGGCUGUGCUGCUGAUUGUGGGAGUCGGGCUGUACCUGUGGAAGACACGUGGGAAGAAGAAGGAGGAGACGGAGACGGGAACAGGUGCGGGAUUGGAGGAGGGCCGGCGGGACCAUGAGGAUGACAUCCACCAUGUAGAGCUGAGAAAACAAGAGCCCAAGGAGGGCGGGGACAAGGGCAUCCGUGGACAACAUCUGGAAGGAAAGAGUCCUGUCACUACUAUCUACAGUGAGGUCCACAGGCCAGGCCCGCCUGAGAAGGUCAUUUAAGUGGAAGCAGCAGGAGAAGGCAGCACUCCCAGGCUGCCUCCGUUCCCAGCAGGACGCCUGCAGACCUGUCCUCUCCCAGCUCUGCUCCAGCUCCAGCUGCCUGGUCAGUGUUAUUGACACUUGUGCCCUCAGCUCCCUGGUCACACAGGACCAAUGUCACCUGUGCCACUUUUUCUGCUGGUAAAACGGGGUCUCUGGGGAUGUGGGCACCCCCACUGCUGGGUGGGCCAAGGUCACUGGGCGGCCACCACAGAAACGCCACAGAGGUACAGAGACAUGGCUUGCAGGCGCUGUGUGCUUCCUGCAGCCUCUGGUUCGGUCACCACCCCACUUCCUGGGUCCUCCAGUCAUGGGUCAUGCCGCCGCUGCUCCGAUGGUUCUGCCACGUCCACGAGUUCAGUCCACCGCCUUCAGAUGUACUG
Molecule: messenger RNA, 1475 nt
Organism: Hipposideros armiger (great roundleaf bat)
Lineage: Eukaryota; Metazoa; Chordata; Mammalia; Chiroptera; Hipposideridae
Product: SLAM family member 5-like
Exons: 5
Coding region: 1-1053 (350 amino acids)
Cellular component (GO): membrane
Source: RefSeq, a predicted model, not a curated record